AUGUCUACAGACCCUGGUGACCGCAUGGUCUAUCAGGUGCGAGCCCCCACCUCCCCGACAUCGAGGGAGCCCUCCGCCCUGCAGGGGAUUGCCUUCACGGACUCUCCAACUUCCAACCUCUACACACAGCCGCACCCCUCCUCUUCUCAGCUCUCCCAACCCGUAGACCUCAACAUGGAAGUCUACAGUCCAACGGAAUCUCGCCCCGAGUCUCCAUCUAUGCCACCAUCUCCCGCUGGGACUUCUGUCCAUCCCAUCUUCCUCUCCACCACCGACUCCUUCGACCAACAAUCCGAUGUCGUCACCUCUUCGCUGCACAGCAUUGCAGACUGGCUUGAAACCGUCGACUGGGACGCCAUCCUCGGGCGCAACCCUCUUGAUGCUGCCACCCUCAACUCGAGCCCUCUUGCCGCCGCAGCAACCAGGGUCAUCCGGUAUCUCAAUGCUGGAAUUGUUGGUCGUUCUACCAAAGUCCCCGAGCUCCAAGCUGCGCGUCCCUCUUCAGCCAUUAGUACCCAACCGGGUCCCGCCGGCACGAUGACUUAUGCGAAUGCGGUCUCCCGCUCCCUGCCCGCUCCCUCGAGCAACCGCACGAACCGCUCCACAACGCGUCCAGCGUCGAGACUAGCGAACACUGUCAAUGACUCCUUCGUCGAGGACAUCUUCAGGUUAAGGGAAGCUCACCCGAACCUCUCUGCGAGUGAGCUCCUGGCGCUUCAGCGCCAAGCUGCCUCCCCCUAG
Heterobasidion irregulare TC 32-1 is the source of this 741-nucleotide messenger RNA. RefSeq lists its product as uncharacterized. Bases 1 to 741 code for a protein of 246 amino acids. Lineage: Eukaryota; Fungi; Basidiomycota; Agaricomycetes; Russulales; Bondarzewiaceae. The transcript is spliced from 3 exons. The record is from RefSeq and is a predicted model, not a curated record.